ACUCCGCCGGUUCUGUUCUGUAUGAGAGGGCUGGCAGGACCCGAGGGACGGGAACAGGAAGGUCCGAGAGGGGGUACUGUCGUUGCUGCAAAGGGACGGGUCUGAACCUCGGCGACACCGCCUGGGGUCCGCCGCUCCCGGGUCUCCCCGCCUCUCCUAGCCCCGCUACCCCCAGAGUCCGAUGGCGGCGGCGGCGGCGGCGCUGAGGGAGCAGCCUCAGGUCAGUGUUAACUUUGAAGAUGUAGCUGUGACCUUUUCUUGGGAGGAAUGGGAUCUCCUUGAUGAGCCUCAGAGAUGCCUGUACCGUGAUGUGAUGCUGGAGAACUUGGCACUUAUAACCUCCCUGGGUUGUUGCCAUGAAGUGGAGAACGAGAAGACUUCUUUUGAGCAAAAUGUUUAUUUUCAAAGAAUGUCACAGAUCAGGACUCCCAAGGCAGAUCUAUCCUCCAAAAAGGCCCACCCCUGUGAACUAUGUGUCCAAAUAUUGACAGACUUUCUAUACUUGGGUGAAUGUCAAGGAAUACAUUCAAAGCAGAAAUUACAUAGGUCUGGGAAACAGUUGUAUGUCAGCACAAACCUUCAUCAGCAUCAGAAGCUGUGCAUCGGGGAGAAACUCUUCAGAAGAGAUGUGGAUAGAACUUCAUUUGUGAUGAACUGCAAAUUCCAUGUGUCAGGAAAGUCAUUAGUUUUCAGGGUGGUUGAGAAGGACUUCUUGACUAGGUCUCAAUUUCUCCAGCAAUGGGCUACUAACACCUGGGAGAGGUCAAGCAGAACUGAGUGUGAGACAGCCUUUCAGAGGGGAAAAACUUAUCCUAACUGGGGAGAAGUUAGCAAGAAGUCACACCUCAUUGUAUACCAGAGAGUUCACACCGGGGAAAGGCCAUAUAAAUGCAGUGAAUAUGGGAAGUCAUUUAGCCGAAACUCUACGCUCCUUCAACAUCAGAGAAUCCACACUGGAGAAAGGCCUUAUGAGUGCAGUGAAUGCGUGAAAACUUUUAAUCAACGUUCUACUCUUCAUCAGCAUCAGAGACUUCACACUGGUUCAAGGCCUAUAAGUGCACUGAUUGUGGGAAAUCCUUUGCCGAUAAUUCCACCUUCAUUAAACACAGGAGAAUUCACACUGGAGAAAGGCCUUAUGAGUGCAGCAAAUGUGGGAAAGCAUUUUCCUAAAGUUCUUCACUCCUUCGACAUUGGAGAGUUCAUGCUGGAGAAAGGCCUUAUGAAUGUGGAGAGUGUGGAAAAUCCUUUAGGCAAAAGCCCAACCUUAUUCAACAUUGGAGAAUUCACACUAGAGAAAGACCUUUUAAAUGUGAGAAAUUAUUUAGCAACAAGUCCCAUCUCACUGAACACCAAAGAGUUCACACUAGAGAAAGGCCAUAUGAGUGUGGGGAAUGUAAGAAAUUCUUUAGCAAGAAGUCCCACCUCAUUAUACACCAGAGAGUUCUCACUGGGGAAAGGCCAUAUAAAUGCAGUGAAUGUAGGAAAUCAUUUAGCCAAAACUCUACGCUCCUUCAACAUCAGAGAAUCCACACUGGAGAAAGGCCUUAUGAGUGCAGUGAAUGCGGGAAAACUUUUAAUCAGUGUUCUGUUCUUCAUCAGCAUCAGCGACUUCACACUGGUUCAAGGCCUUACAAGUGCACUGUUGUGGGAAAUCCUUUGCCGAUAAUUCCACCUUCACUAAACACAGGAGAAUUCACACUGGAGAAAGGCCUUAUGAGUGCAGCAAAUGUGGGAAAGCAUUUUCCCAAAGUUCUUCACUCCUUCGACAUCACAGAGUUCAUUGGAGAAAAAUCUUACAAGUAAAGAAAAUUUAAGAAGCUGGUUAGCCGAAACUGUUUUUCAACAUCAGAGAACUCACACUGGAUCAAAGCCAUGUGUGAGUGCCAUGAAUGUUGGAAGUACUUUGCAAAAAGCUUCAGAUUCGUUAAACACUUGAGUGUUCAUACUGCAGAAAGGCAUUAUAUUGUAGGAAAUGUUUGAAUUCCUUUACCUACAACUCUAGUCUCAUAGAACACCAUAAUGUUCACACUGGAUAAUAGCCUUGUGGAUGUGACUAAUGUGGGAAUUUUUUUUUUUUUAUCUGAAACUCUAGCCUCAUUACAUACUGGAGAGUUCACAAACUUCACUCUUAUUUCAUUGAAUACCACAAAGUUCAGAAACGAGUUGUACAGGGAUGAAUUAUUGGUCAGUAUAACACUGGGGAGAUCCCUUAUGAGGGUGUUGACCUCACACAUGCACUUAUAUUCCAGGUUUAUGGGAGCUUCUGUUGUAUGGAAGGUGUUCAUGAUGUACAUUUUUGAACCACCCUGAGUCCAGGGAAGAACACUUUGAUGUUGUCCCAUUUAUGGGAGCCUUUGUAAUAAGUCUGAGCACUCUUUCCUUUCUAAUUCUUUUGAUGGGUUACAUAUCUGAGUUGACCUAUUUUUGUCCUAGGCUACUCUGCUGGUGACUUGCCAACGGAGCCUACUUUUCUCAGUGUCUAUUGUGACUCCUGUGAUGAGAUUUUCCUCCCCUUCAUGCCUCAAGCCCAGGAAUAGUCUGCAUCCCAUUGUACUGGUUUGUGUGAAAAAUGAAGACCUUACUCUUUUUUUUUAACAGCUCAGCUUUUUAUUGAAUAUGUCACUAAAGAGGUUUAGUAAAAAAAAGGCCAAA
Dama dama (fallow deer) is the source of this 2652-nucleotide messenger RNA. RefSeq names its product zinc finger protein 587B-like. The coding region runs from base 182 to 1666 and encodes 494 amino acids. Gene Ontology annotation, biological process: regulation of DNA-templated transcription. The transcript is spliced from 3 exons. NCBI's taxonomy places the organism in Eukaryota, Metazoa, Chordata, Mammalia, Artiodactyla, Cervidae. The record is from RefSeq and is a predicted model, not a curated record.